Messenger RNA from Dryobates pubescens (Downy woodpecker), 962 nucleotides. RefSeq names its product transmembrane protein 167A (gene TMEM167A). Bases 80 to 298 code for a protein of 72 amino acids. The transcript has 4 exons. NCBI's taxonomy places the organism in Eukaryota, Metazoa, Chordata, Aves, Piciformes, Picidae. The record is from RefSeq and is a predicted model, not a curated record. Gene Ontology annotation, biological process: protein secretion; intracellular transport.
CGCCCAUACUGUGCUCCGUUGGCGCGCUUCCGCCCCGGCCCGGCCGGCGGAAGUGUGAUGUGGCCGGGAGCGGGUCGCCAUGUCUGCCAUCUUCAACUUUCAGAGUCUACUGACUGUAAUCUUGCUGCUCAUAUGUACAUGUGCCUAUAUCAGAUCCUUGGCUCCCAGCUUACUGGACAAAAAUAAAACUGGACUACUGGGAAUAUUCUGGAAAUGCGCCAGGAUUGGUGAACGGAAAAGCCCCUACGUGGCUGUGUGCUGUGUCGUGAUGGCCUUCAGCAUCCUGUUUCUCCAGUAGCAGUUGGAGACUGUCCCCUAUGCCGUACUACCGAACAGCAAAGCAUGGAAGAACUUCUGACAGGAAGUGUCAUCAAGUCUCCUCUCACAUGUUGGACAGCCUAUCCAAUGGACACCCCCUGCUCCUGCAAAUGGACCAUCAUGUACAGUAUUAGUGAUCAUAAUGUAGCUUGCUCCAGAUGACAUGUCCUUAUUAACGUCAAGUCAUUACUGACACUCUUGAUGCAACUCUGGAAAGAGUGUCUGUUGUUUGUCUUGAGUUUCAGGGGAGCUUUUCUCAGAACUUGCAUUUUAAAUAGCUUUCCAUUUUUUUGGCAGGGCUUUCUAAGGAAAUGUAGAAAUUAUAAAUCUAGCAAUAAGACCACUCUUACAAGAAUAAAGAACAAUGUGAUUCUAGGAUAUACUCCUAGAUAUGUACUCCUGUCAUUCUGUGAGAGCUUACUCACAUACUAAAAAUACAACCUCUAGUCUAAGUUACAUUCAGCUUUUGUUUUCUAAACUUGCAGUUGUUCACAUGAUCUAUCAAUAUUUUUUUUUUUGUUAAAAUAUUAAUAUGGUAGGGACCAUAAUUUCAGUGAUGUAUGACUAGCUGCUGAGAAGGCACAGAUCUGGGAUGUAAGAACCUGGACUGCUCUGUGUUAAAUAUCAUGUGUAUUCACUUGUAG